CUUUUGUGGAUGUUUAAUAUUUAUAUAAAAUAAAUUGCGAAGUAAAUAAAUAAAAUAAAGAAGAUAAAAUUGAAGCAGGUAACCCGAGCUUUUGGACUAUGGAUAAAUUGUAUUUACAUAAACAUACAUAUAAUUGUUAGUUGAGAAGCGAUAACAGAGUGGAUAUAGUUCGAUCAAUAAGGCAAUAUCGAUAGUUAAUUGAGAUGGAGAAGAGCAGUAGUAACUAUGGAUGCAAAGUAUGCGUUACAGGAGGUUCAGGCAAUAUCUGCUCUUGGCUCAUCAACAAGCUUUUAUCCAAAGGAUACACUGUUCAUGCUACUCUUCGCAACUUAGAUGAUGAGACGAAGGUGAACUUUCUGAAGAGCUUUCCGGGGGCUAAGACAAGGUUACUUCUGUUUAAAGCUGAUAUUUACACACCUGAUGAUUUUGAGGCCCCAAUCCAAGGCUGCAAGUAUGUUUUUCAUAUUGCCACUCCUUUGCUCCAAACCAAUGUUGUCUUUCAGAACAAGAACUCGAGUGAAGCGACAAUAGGUGCGGCGAAGAGCAUAGCAAUGUUUUGUGAGAGAUCAGGAACAGUGAAGCGACUGAUCUACACGGCGUCUGUGGUGGCCGCGUCGCCGAUCAAAGAUGACGGCUCUGGCUUUAACGAUUCCAUGGACGAAACUUGCUGGACUCCUUUGAAUCUUUCAAUCCCUUACAGUAACGAAGAUUACAGGGCCUACCUAUAUUCGAAGACAAUAUCAGAGAGAGAGUUAUUGAGCAUAGGGAACAAAGAUGGUGAUGGAUUAGAGGUUGUAACACUUGCAUGUGGCCUUGUUGGAGGGGAUACACUUUUACCAGUUAUACCCUUCAGUGUGGCAAUGCUUUAUUCUCACCUCAAAAACAGUCCAAUACUAUACGAUUCUCUUCGGUAUUUAGAGGAAUUGCUUGGAAAAAUACCAAUAAUACACAUCGAAGAUGUUUGUGAAGCCCUUAUCUUCUCCAUGGAGAACCCUUCUGUCCGUGGUAGAUUCUUAUGUGCAAGUGCCUAUGUCUCCACUGCAGAAAUAGCUUCUCACUAUCAACAACACUACCCACAAUUUCAUUUCAAGAAAGAGUACUUGGAGGGGCCAAAGAGGCAUAUAGAGUUUGAUUCCUCAAAGCUCAUUGCGAAGGGCUUUGUUUACAAAUACAAUGCAAAUAUGAUUUUGGAUGAUUGCAUCGCUUCUGGGAGGAGAAUGGGUGAUCUCUUGAAUUAGUAUUGUUUUUCUAAUCCUUUCUUUAUUUUUCUAAGAUACAGCUACUAGAACAAUUUUUGUCCCAUUUAAGCUCUUAACGUAUAUGGAACGAAAAUAAAAUAUAAACACAUGGUAUUGUAUUUUAUAUAUAUAUAUAUAUAUAUAUAUAUAUAUUUAUUGAUGAACGGACAGCCCCAAAACGGCAAAAAGAACAUCCAGACACGAAACGGCCCCUGAGGGGAAAAAGAAAAGAACUGCCAGAGACCUUCGGCAACAUGAGAAUCUGUUUGAUGAAUCCAAUUUGUCCAAAGAUAGACAAUUUUAUAUUUGUAGUUGACUUCUUGUAAUCCAAAUUAUAUAUGGUAUGAACUCGGUUCUGUUUGGUUUC
Humulus lupulus (European hop) is the source of this 1605-nucleotide messenger RNA. RefSeq names its product NADPH HC-toxin reductase 1-like. The transcript is spliced from 5 exons. Gene Ontology annotation, molecular function: oxidoreductase activity, acting on the CH-OH group of donors, NAD or NADP as acceptor. The record is from RefSeq and is a predicted model, not a curated record. The coding region runs from base 204 to 1238 and encodes 344 amino acids. NCBI's taxonomy places the organism in Eukaryota, Viridiplantae, Streptophyta, Magnoliopsida, Rosales, Cannabaceae.